AUGGGUUGUGGUAUGAGUACCGAGGACAAGGAGGGCAAGGCCCGCAACGAGGAGAUUGAGAACCAACUCAAGCGCGAUAAGAUGUUGCAGCGAAAUGAGAUCAAGAUGCUCCUGCUCGGUGCGGGAGAGUCGGGCAAGUCCACUAUCCUGAAGCAGAUGAAGCUCAUCCACGAGGGCGGAUAUUCGCGCGACGAGCGCGAGUCGUUCAAGGAAAUCAUCUACAGCAACACCGUCCAGUCGAUGCGCGUAAUCCUGGAGGCCAUGGAAUCGCUGGAAUUGCCCCUCGAGGACGCCCGCAACGAAUAUCACGUUCAGACCGUCUUCAUGCAACCGCCUCAGAUCGAGGGCGAGAGCCUGCCCCCAGAGGUUGGCAAUGCGAUCGGUUGCCUGUGGCGCGACACCGGCGUGCAGGAGUGUUUCAAGCGCUCGCGCGAAUACCAGCUGAACGAUUCGGCCAAAUACUACUUCGACUCGGUUGAGCGCAUCGCGCAACCCGACUACAUGCCCACCGACCAGGAUGUCCUGCGCUCCCGUGUCAAGACCACCGGUAUCACCGAGACCACCUUCCUCAUCGGCGACCUGACAUACCGCAUGUUCGAUGUCGGUGGACAGCGUUCGGAGCGGAAGAAGUGGAUCCACUGUUUCGAGAACGUCACUACCAUCCUCUUCCUGGUCGCCAUCUCCGAGUACGAUCAGCUGCUGUUCGAAGAUGAGACGGUCAACCGUAUGCAGGAGGCGCUGACCCUGUUCGACUCGAUCUGCAACUCGCGCUGGUUCGUCAAGACCUCGAUCAUUCUGUUCCUGAACAAGAUCGACCGCUUCAAGGAGAAGCUGCCCGUCAGCCCCAUGAAGAACUACUUCCCCGACUACGAGGGUGGCUCCGACUACGCCGCCGCCUGCGACUACAUCCUCAACCGGUUCGUCUCGCUCAACCAAGCCGAGCAGAAGCAGAUCUACACGCACUUUACGUGUGCCACCGAUACCACACAGAUUCGCUUCGUCAUGGCCGCGGUAAAUGAUAUCAUCAUCCAGGAGAACUUGCGGUUGUGUGGUCUGAUCUAA
This is a messenger RNA of Aspergillus campestris IBT 28561, 1062 nucleotides long. It is a transcript of the gene gpaA, whose product is annotated as guanine nucleotide-binding protein subunit alpha gpaA. The coding region runs from base 1 to 1062 and encodes 353 amino acids. Lineage: Eukaryota; Fungi; Ascomycota; Eurotiomycetes; Eurotiales; Aspergillaceae. Gene Ontology annotation, molecular function: GTPase activity; G protein-coupled receptor binding; G-protein beta/gamma-subunit complex binding. The record is from RefSeq and is a predicted model, not a curated record. The transcript has 4 exons. Gene Ontology annotation, cellular component: heterotrimeric G-protein complex. Gene Ontology annotation, biological process: G protein-coupled receptor signaling pathway.